Varroa destructor (honeybee mite) is the source of this 1505-nucleotide messenger RNA. RefSeq lists its product as uncharacterized. Lineage: Eukaryota; Metazoa; Arthropoda; Arachnida; Mesostigmata; Varroidae. The record is from RefSeq and is a predicted model, not a curated record.
CGUGCCCCUUUCCACAACGACAGCUCAUACAAAUAGAGUAAUCGUAUUGUUUCGUGGAGAGUUUGAACAGGUGCUCAUCUCAGAAGUGUAAGCAUUUAUUUCUUCAGACAGUGGAGGAUAUCAGCGCGCAUCAGCUCAAGAUUGAACAUUAUCUCAGUUCUCAAAAAGGGACCAUUGUCGGCACGUUGCAGUGCCAGCGUUUGUGUUUAUUCAAUUGUUUAUCUAGAUGAAGAGUUUCGCUAUCUAGCUCCUUCGUUUUCGAAGUGGAAAAUUGGAAACUGUGACUCUCUUUUUCUGUCUGAGAGAGAAUUUAUUGAGGGUUAUGACUCAGGUUUCGCGACUGCAUGGAAUGGAAGCCAUGAAAAGUGCAGUGACAAAAACGCUCUGUAUUGUUGUUAUCGUUGGCCUGGGCUUAGCUAGUACAGUACAACAGGCCGACGAAUACUUCGAUGAACUGAUGCGGUCCCUGCGGAACGUUAGUGAUCCGUUUACACUAGAAGGUGUUUCUAUUCCGGACUUUAAUAUUAGUAUUGCAUCGACUAGCAUUACUAACCGUAAGUUUAAAGCGGUUUUUAACUAUGGUAAGGUCAAGGGCCUAACGGAUUUAAAACGAAGAGGACAUUGUGCACCUACCCGCUGGUCGCACGGGAAUAUUACGUUUGAGUGUACGCUAGAUCUAUCGAAUGUAUUCGCUGCUUAUGGCGUCAUAGCCAAAGGCAACACCUUCGGCGGACGUCGAAGUCAGAUGGACGUCUUCGUGAGAAUUGAACAAGGGACAGCGAAAUUUGUGGCGCAAUCAUUCCCCAAUAGGCCGCCAUACAUUAAAAUUAAUGUCAUUGACACGCUCAAUUUGCGUACGGAAGUACUGCCGGACCCCGAUCUUAAUCAGAGCAGGCGUAACGAAUUCGCAAAUGAAGUUCAAAAGCAUACGACUGAGGACAUCAUACGGGUGCUUACGACUGAGGUAUCGUCCGCGCUCACUGCGGCUGCCAAAGACCACCUAUUACCUCCGGUUUAGACCGUGUAUAUCUGAUACCUACGAGGUGAAGUCCCGUUUUCGCCGUAGCGAUAUUCUACCUCUCAAUGAUACUAUUGGUGGGUUUUCUAGAGAUGAUCUUCGUGUGUUUAGUAUUCCGCUGUCUCGCGUCUGAUACGAUUGUACCUCAUCAAUGCGAGCGGAUCUAACCGUGUACGUGACAGGAGUAAUGACCACACUACGUUAAUACGUAAGACGUCUGUUAUCCUAUUAUAGAAUGAAUGAUUUAUAGAAAAUACAGACAAAGCUCUGUUAUUUUUUAAACUUAUAUAUUUACUUUAAAUUUAAGUUGAAGAAAGAUUGAAUUUGCGACGCCUAAACGGCGCCUGACUUGUUCCUUCAGUGCUCAGUUUCUGAAUUGGUCAAUAGAGAAUAGAUAUGGGCUUGGAUUCGAAGGCUUUUGUGCACCUUCUGGAGCCUACCACAAGCAAUAAAAUAAACGUCUAUAUAUAGCAGGUCAACACUCACC